Messenger RNA from Acanthopagrus latus (yellowfin seabream), 1927 nucleotides. RefSeq lists its product as uncharacterized. Gene Ontology annotation, molecular function: ubiquitin protein ligase activity; ubiquitin conjugating enzyme binding. NCBI's taxonomy places the organism in Eukaryota, Metazoa, Chordata, Actinopteri, Spariformes, Sparidae. The transcript is spliced from 5 exons. Gene Ontology annotation, cellular component: endoplasmic reticulum membrane. The record is from RefSeq and is a predicted model, not a curated record. Bases 1 to 1539 code for a protein of 512 amino acids. Gene Ontology annotation, biological process: protein polyubiquitination; norepinephrine metabolic process; serotonin metabolic process.
AUGAGCUCCCAUGUGGGCGCCUCUGGUGUCAACGGCUCAAGCAGAGUUGGGGGUCGCGGAGCUGAGGAUGCCAGUGAAGACAACAGUAACAACGAGACUUACACCCCGUGUUUAAAGGCACUGAGACAGAGGUCGAGGUGUGCGGAUCCAGCUGGAGAGGGGAGGUCGAGCGGUGUGGAGCAGCUGGUGAGACCUGCCCUUCCGGGGAGGAAAGCACACAAGAAGACCUGCAACAGAAGAGGAUGGAGAGAGGGAAACCAAGACAGGGAUGAAGAAAGACAAGUCGUUGAACACGUAGGAGGCAGGGAAAGAGGGAAACAAAGGCAGAGGAAGACUCAAAGAAGUGAGACACAUGGAGACGGAGUCCAGGAUGCACACGGAAGAGGAGGUGCCAAAAAUUCAUCUAGCAGUAAUUCUGACAUCCAGUUAAACAGCACAUUGGAAGGUGGAGAAGGAUCAGACUUGCAAAGGGGACAGACCUGUCUUAGACCACAUGGUACCGGCUUCACCCGAACCAUCCCCGCCAAUUUGAACCCCCAAUAUCCUUGGCCCACAAUAAGGUCCCCUUCUUCUGCUCUCCCUCAGCCUAACACCCAAACAAGAUCCACACCUUCAUCCAGGACUGCUGCAGGAGACCUGCACCACCACUCCUUCAACUCAUCCAGAGAGCCAGAUCCAUUCUGGGUGGAUGUGAGACGAGGGGCGGGAACCGGACGACCAUCGCAAAGCCACCACACUCACAAUCAGACACACAAUCCAUCUUUCUCCAGCGUAGAGCGCGGAGAAGAAGAAGAAGAAGAAGAAGAGGAUGAAGAAGAGGAGGAGGAGGAAGAAGAGGUGGAUGUGGAGGAUGGUGAGGAAGGAGGCAGCGGUGUGAUGGAGGUGCUGAGUCAAACCGUGACCUCGGCAGCCGUGCCGCCUUGUGUUCCUUUUGGGGAGAGAAGGAUGAGUAAAAGAGAGAAGAACAGGAUUAAGUGUCUGAGGAGGAGGCAGAGGAGAAGGGAGCGGUGGAGACAGAGCCAACUGCAGGAGAGCCGACAGAGUUCAACGGGGAACCCAUCCAGCAGCAGCAGCGAGGAUGACGAGGACGUGAGUGCCGGGGACAGGGAAGGUUACAUCUGCGCAGUGUGUUUGGACGUGUACUUCAGUCCUUACAUGUGUCACCCCUGCAACCACAUCUUCUGUGAACCCUGUCUGAGGACACUGGCUAAGAACAGCCCCACCAACACCCCCUGCCCCCUCUGCAGAACAAUCAUCACACAUGUCUUCUUCCAGAAGGAGCUAAACCAAACUGCAAGGACGUUCUUCCCAAAGGAGUACCUAUCCCGGAAACAGAACUUCCAGAAAGCGAGCUGCGCGAAGUGGCCACUGCCGAGCUGCAGAAAGCUUUUCCGAAUCUUUGGAGGCUUCCAGAGGCAGUCCAGUCCCAUGGCCAGACGCCAGUUCCCCCACGGAGGAGGCUACCGUCUGGACGCCAUGGACUUUGAGGACGACUCUCGGGGCUGGCGCUUUGACAUGGACAUGUCCUGGCAGCAAUGAUUGAGCGACAUAGAAAGAGGAGAGGUUGAAAAGAGAUAUAUGGGGAAAAGACUGAGAUGAAGGCUUUAAUGAGAAGACAAUGGGUGGAUCCGAGCAGGUGGGAUGGCGUGGUGAAGGGAGAACAACAGCGCGCCAGCUUGUUUUGUCCCAUUAAUAAAUGAUUGAAAUGGGGAAAUGUAGGGUGUAGGGGGAUGUUUGGAAAUCCAGUGUUCUCUGUUCUCUGUCUCCACAUGAAGCUCUUGUAACGUGGGUUUGCACAACACAUCCUGUUGCUGUCAGGAGGGGAGUCAAUUUACUAUCUCCAAGAACAUAACACUGCAGGACCACCACAGGCACAGUGCAUAUUCCUGUGAUGAUAAUAAUAAUAAUAAAAAAAAGAAUAACAUGA